AAAUACAUCAAAUAAGUGUUUCAAACACUUGGUUUUUAUUUUGGAGAACUUUGGAUUUUUCGGUCGGUUUUUGCAUCGGUUGGCUAGGCCGUGGUUAAGGCAAAGACCAUGGGUUUUUGGCUAACCACCCACCCAGCGAUGGGAAGAUCUUCCCAUCGAUGGGUAAGCGGUCCCUAAGCCAAACCAACUUCCAGAACCAUGCCAAACAGCGAUGGGGAGUUCUACCCAUCGCUGUUAAAGCCUUGGUGCAACAUUAUCCCAAGGCAGAACAACCUUGCCCAACGAUGGGAAACCUAUCCCAUCGAUGGGAACCCAGCGAUGGUGAGCGAGGACGAAUUUGAUGCCGAGGAUAUCAAAAAGGUGGAGAACUACGCCAAGGCAAUCAACAUGCUGUACUGUGCAGUCAAUCCUGAUGAUUAUCGCAAGAUCUCUUGCUGCACCACUGCAAAAGAAAUGUGGGACAAGCUGGAGGUCACAUAUGAAGGUACGGACCAAGUUCGGGAAGCCAAAAUUGACUUCCUAACGCAGGAGUACGAGAUGUUCAGGAUGAAGGAAGGCGAAAAGAUCGAUGAUAUGUUCGAUCGGUUUUCAAAGAUCAUCAAGGACCUUCAUGCACUCAAGAAGACUUACGCUAACAAGGAUCUUGUGAGGAAAAUCCUGAGGAGUCUCACUCCCGAAUGGAGAUCAAAGGCUGACGCAAUCUACGAAUCCAUCGGAGUCUCCAACGUCACCAUCGACGGGUUAAGAGGUAACCUCAAAACUUAUGAGUCUACUAUUCUAACCCCGUCUUUGGAUGAACAAAAGAAGAAGGGAAUAACACUGAAAGCAACCAAGGAGACCGUGGAAGUUGACUCAAGCGAUGAUGACAACGAGUUCGGACUUGUCAUCAAGAAUUUCACAAAUUCAUGAAGAAGGAAUUUGAACGGAAAGGAAGAAAGCACGACGGUCCCCCAAAGUGCUAUGGCUGCGGCGAGAUAGGCCACAUCAAGCCAAGAUGUCCAAAAGGCAAAAGCGGCAAGGACAAACCUGGCUUCAAAAAGCAAUGAGCCUAUAUCUCAUGGGGUGGCGACUCCGGCGACGAGUCAACUGAUCAAGAAGAGGAGGAAGCCGCCAACCUCUGCCUCAUGGCGCACGAAGAUCAAACCGACGACGUUCAAGAGGUAUGUACCCCUUCUUCCGACUCUUACACUCUUGAAGAGAUGCAAGAAGCUCUUCGAGAACUUUAUGAUGAAUUUGUUAGCGUUUCUAAAACCAACAAAUCACUAAAGAAACUUCUUUCAACCCU
Cuscuta campestris is the source of this 1285-nucleotide messenger RNA. The record is from the annotation of a GenBank genome assembly. Lineage: Eukaryota; Viridiplantae; Streptophyta; Magnoliopsida; Solanales; Convolvulaceae.